GUCAGCCGUUCCAGGGCUUGGCCCGGCCGUCAUGGAGCGGGGCGGGACCUCGGCGUCGGCCGUGUGAGGUGCGGCAGCGUCCGCUCUUCCAGGCCUCCCGACCGCAGCCCCUCGCCGCCGGGGCCGCCGAAUGCGCGUCCGCUGACGGUGCAGGCCCGGCGCCGCCGCAGUUACAGCCGGGAGAUGAUUCGGGCCUAGCGGAGCCGGGACUGGAGGGAACCUAGAACAACAGCAAAGCUGAGGUCCAACUGCCUUAAGAAUGGACACCAAAGAAGAUGUAUUUGGGACAGAAAGAAAUCAAGAUAAGCACCAUGAGCCGUGAAGACCGGGAUGUGCUGCGCAUGAGAGAACGGGAGAGGCGGAAUCAGGAAGUCCAGCAGAGUGGAGACACCUUCCCGCCCAGCUCGCCUCUCUUUGCAGAGCCAUACAAAGUCACUAGCAAAGAAGAUAAGUUAUCAAGUCGUAUUCAGAGCAUGCUUGGAGACUAUGAUGAAAUGAAGGAUUUCAUAGGAGACAGAUCUAUACCAAAGCUUGUUGCAAUUCCCAAGCCUACAGUACCACCGACAGCAGAUGAAAAAACCCCAAACUUCUUUGAACAGAGACAUGGAGGCUCUCAUCAGAGCAGCAAGUGGACUCCAGUAGGACCUGCACCCAGCACUUCUCAGUCUCAGAAACGGCCCUCUGGCUUGCAGAGUGGACACAGUAGCCAGCGGACCAGUGCAGGUGGCAGUGGCACUAGUAGUAGUAGCCAGAGGCAUGACCGCGAGUCAUACAGCAGCAGCAGGAAGAAAGGCCAGCAUGGGUCAGAACACUCCAAGUCACGGUCCUCAAGCCCCGGGAAACCCCAGGCUGUUUCUUCAUUAAGCUCUAGUCAUUCCAGGUCUCAUGGGAACGAUCACCAUAGCAAGGAACAUCAGCGUUCCAAAUCACCUCGGGACCCUGAUGCCAAUUGGGAUUCUCCUUCCCGAGUGCCUUUUUCAAGUGGGCAGCAUUCAAAUCAGUCUUUCCCACCUUCACUGAUGUCAAAAUCCAGUUCAAUGUUACAGAAACCCACUGCCUACGUCCGACCCAUGGAUGGACAAGAGUCCAUGGAACCAAAGCUGUCCUCUGAGCACUAUAGCAGCCAGUCUCAUAGUAACAACAUGACUGAGCUGAAGCCCAGCAGCAAAGCCCACCUCACCAAGCUGAAGAUACCCUCCCAGCCUUUGGAUGCAUCAGUUUCUGGUGAUGUGAGCUGUGUGGAUGAAAUUCUCAAAGAGAUGACGCAUUCAUGGCCUCCCCCUCUAACGGCUAUUCAUACACCAUGCAAAACAGAACCUUCCAAAUUUCCUUUUCCAACUAAGGAGUCUCAGCAGUCUAGCUUUGGCCCUGGAGAACAAAAAAGAUACAAUACUCCUGCUAAAACAUCAAAUGGGCACCAGUCAAAAUCCAUGUUAAAAGAUGACUUAAAGCUGAGCAGCAGUGAAGACAGUGAUGGGGAGCAGGACUGUGGUAAGACGAUGCCGAGGAGUGCACCAGGAAGUAACUCUGAGCCUUCACAUCCUAAUAGUGAAGGGGCGGAUAACUCCAGGGAUGAUUCGAGCAGUCACAGUGGAUCUGAAAGCAGCUCUGGAUCUGACUCCGAGAGUGAAAGCAGUUCCAGUGACAGUGAGGCCAACGAGCCUUCGCAGAGAGCCUCUCCUGAGCCUGAACCACCACCAACAAACAAAUGGCAACUUGAUAAUUGGCUGAACAAAGUGAACCCACAUAAAGUGUCUCCAGCUUCUUCUGUAGACAGUAACAUCCCAUCAUCUCAAGCCUACAAAAAAGAGGGGCGAGAACAGAGUGCCGGGAGUAGCUACACUGACCCAGGGGGGCCUAAAGAAACAAGUUCUACUACUCCUGGACGAGACUCCAAAACCAUCCAGAAAGGAUCAGAAAGUGGGCGUGGGAGACAGAAGUCCCCUGCCCAGAGUGACAGCACAACACAGAGGAGAACCGUAGGUAAAAAACAACCCAAAAAACCUGAGAAAUCAGCUGCAGAGGAGCCCCGCGGAGGCCUGAAGGUAGAAAGUGAAACCCCAGUGGACGCAGCCGCCAGCAUGCCAUCCAGCAGACACAAAGCGGCCACCAAGGGCUCCCGGAGGCCCAAUAUAAAGAAGGAGUCUAAAUCUUCCCCUCGACCUACCGCAGAGAAGAAGAGAUACAAGUCAACAAGUAAAUCUUCUCAGAAGUCACGGGAAAUCAUAGAAACAGACACCUCCUCCUCAGAUUCGGAUGAGAGUGAGAGCCUUCCUCCUUCCUCACAGACUCCUAAGUACCCCGACAGCAGUAGGACUCCUGUGAAACCCUCGUCGGGGGAGGAAGAAGACAGCUUUUUUCGGCAACGAAUGUUCUCUCCUAUGGAAGAGAAGGAACUUCUUUCCCCCCUCAGUGAGCCUGAUGAUAGGUAUCCACUUAUUGUGAAGAUUGACCUGAAUCUCUUGACUCGAAUACCAGGAAAGCCUUACAAAGAAACAGAACCACCCAAGGGAGAAAAGAAAAGCAUGCCAGAAAAACAUACGAGAGAGGUGCAGAAACCAGCCUCAGAAAGAGUUUCUAACAAAGGCAAGAGGAAGCAUAAGAAUGAUGAAGAUAACCGAGCCACUGAGAGCAAAAAACCCAAAACAGAGGACAAGACCUCAUCAGGCCACAAGCUGUCCAGCAACAGAGAGUCAUCUAAGCAGAGCAGUGCAAAAGAGAGGGACUUGUUACCAUCACCUGCGGGGCCCGUGCCUUCAAAAGAGUCAAAAACAGAGCAUGGCUCUCGGAAGAGGACGCUCAGCCAGUCUUCUUCCUUAAAGUCGAGUGGUAACAACAACAAGGAGAGCAGCACCAGCAGCAAGAGCAGCUCCUCCACCUCAAAGCAGAAGAAGACUGAAGGGAAGGCAUCCAGCAGCUCCAAAGAGGCUAAGGAAAAGAUUCCAAAUAGCUCCUCCAACUGUCCUCCAUCUACAACUCCUGAUGCUUCAAAACCUCGGAGAACAAAGCUUGCCUUUGAUGACAGAAAUUAUUCAGCAGACCAUUAUUUACAAGAAGCAAAAAAGCUAAAGCACAAUGCAGACGCUCUGUCUGAUAGGUUUGAGAAGGCAGUGUACUACCUUGAUGCUGUGGUGUCUUUCAUCGAAUGUGGGAACGCAUUAGAGAAGAAUGCUCAGGAAUCUAAGUCCCCAUUCCCGAUGUAUUCAGACACAGUGGAGCUCAUCAAAUAUACUAUGAAGCUAAAGAAUUACUUGGCCCCAGAUGCCACAGCUGCAGAUAAGAGACUCACAGUGCUUUGCCUGAGGUGCCAGUCUUUGCUGUACCUGCGGCUAUUCAAACUGAAGAAGGAGAAUGCACUGAAGUACUCCAAGACACUGACAGAGCACCUGAAGAAUUCUUACAAUAAUUCUCAAGCACCUUCACCUGGCUUGGGGAGCAAAGCUGUUGGGAUGCCUUCCCCUGUUUCCCCAAAGCUGUCACCAGGCAAUUCUGGAAAUUACUCUUCUGGGGGCAGCAGUGCUUCAGCAAGUGGUUCCUCAGUGACCAUUCCACAGAAGAUCCACCAGAUGGCAGCCAGCUACGUUCAGGUUACAUCCAACUUCCUCUAUGCCACUGAAAUUUGGGACCAAGCUGACCAACUUUCCAAAGAGCAAAAAGAGUUCUUUGCUGAACUGGACAAGGUGAUGGGUCCUCUCAUCUUUAAUGCGAGCAUCAUGACAGACCUGGCUCGUUACACCCGGCAGGGACUGCACUGGCUUCGCCAGGACGCCAAGCUGAUAUCGUGAACUGAGUGUACUCUCGUUGCCUCUGAUUUUCUCCACAACACUGUGUCACAUCACAAAGGAAAACUGCCAUACACGCCUCCUAGUCGACACUAAGAAUGAGGAAUGGUUUUCUCCUCCUGGUUUAUGUGGUGUUUUUUAUAACCCAAAGCCAUCAUAUCAGUUGACCCUUUCAAUAUUCCCAAUGUGAAAAGUAUUUAAAUGUUUUUAAACCUGCAGCACAUUGGUAAGGUGGUUUUAGUGAUUGGAAUUCCAGUUACAAUUUAUAAUUAAUCAAGUGAAAUUCUAUUUAUUUUAACUUUUUUCAAGUCCCAGAUUGGGGCCUGUUUAAAGCUUAGUUAUUUCUGCCUAUAAAUUUACUCUGUUGAAUAUUUAGCAUAAAUUUAAUGUAGGCAUUUUUAUUUAUAUAUUUUGGGAGCUUUGUUACCUAAUGUCUUUUUGUGGUAGGUCUUCUAAGAGAGUUGGUUCAUCUAAGAUAGGGACAUGUUCUUUCUAUACCUACUACCUGGUAUUUCAGAUCUUAACUACAAUUUUAUUAUUGUAGGAUUUAUGCUUAGUAUUAAGGAUACUCUUCUACAAAUGAAAAAUCACUUAAAUAUGAGAAGAUGGCAUUCUACAUGGAUGCAAAAAGAAAUGUGUCUUGUUUGAUAUGCAUUAUUUCAAAAACUGUGAAUGUGUAUAUUAACACUAGCAAUCACAAGGUGACUAUAAAUUGCAUUUAAUGCAUUACAAAAAAAAGCAGAUAAACUUGUUGGGAGAAGCAUGUCAUAUUGAAGGGCCUCAUGAAAGGACAAUCUUAAACUAAGGGUUUUAUUGAAACCUUGUGUUCUUUUUAUUUUAAUCAUUUGACAGGCAAUUGAAGCAGAAUAAGUUACUCCUGAAGCAAAGGGCAAUCCAGUUUCUGAAGGUUGUGGCCUAUGUCUCUCUCACUGAUAAUGUUUGAUGGUUAGUCUCUCUGCAGAUUUCCCCCUAUAGUGGAUAGAUUGUGAUGUUCAGAGAAGUCCAUGCAGUGACUUGAUCUAGAAAUGGGCUGACUGGAGCUUUUCAGGGUGUGCUUUUACAGUUCUAACUCUAAUGUGGAGAUGAUGAAGUUCUCCUUUUCAAAGUUUUCAAAGGCCCUCAUCAAUGAUGUGUUUCUGACAGGUCAGAAAUUCACCGAAGCCAGGUGCGGUUGUACAUACCUGUAAUCCCAUUCAGGAGGUGGAAACAGGAGGAUCAGAUCCUUCUCAAGCUCUAAAAUGAGUUUGAGGCCAGCCUGAGCUAUACAAGACUCACAUAAAAAGAAGGAAAAAAGAAAAAGAAAAAAAAAGAAAAAUUUCUUAUUAGAAAAGUACCUAACUUGGUUCAAUGUGAGCUCCUUUGGAAAAGGGAAAAAGUAGGGACAGAGCCUAAGAAACCUGCUCUGUAACAAUUGUACAUUCAAAGUACCGUUCCCUUGAGGUACGUGGAGGAGUGAAGGGUGAGGAUUUAUCUUCCUCUAUACUUUUUUAGUGCCCCUGUCAUGUCUGGUGUGCCUUAAAUCUUACCUUUAAAUGACAACUCUAUGGAUUGUUUACAGAUGAAGUUUUACACUAGGACCAGAUUAGCCGUGCUUGGUUGGUCCUUUACAAUAAUAAUUUUAAAUUUUCUUUGUUUUUGUUUUUGUUUUGGGGUUUUUUUGUUUUUGUUUUUUUUUUUUUUUGGUCUUUUUGAGACAGGGUCUCCCUGUAGCCCCAGCUGGCCUGGAACUCACUAUGUAGACCAGGCUGGCCUCAACUCACAGAGAUCCACCUGCCUCUGCCUCCCCAGUGCUGAAAUUUUCUUUGAUUUUAAAUCUUCCUUUAGAGUCACAUAAAGACUAAUUUCUGAGAAGUUAAUGCUUUGGUGCAUGAUGUGCUGUGUUGGUAUAAUGCUGCUUCAAAAUGGCUUGUCCCUCUCACUCCAAAAGUCCAUCCAGUUGGGAAAAAAAUUGCCCUACUGUCGGCAGAUGAUUGUUUCGAUUUGAAAUGGAACGGGAGGAAGAGUGAUAGGAAAUCUUCAGUCCAGCAGUGUCGCUCACCCUCUGGCGUAGUCUGUUUCUCACCUGUUUCUGCUGACCCGUGAACUUUGUCCUGCACUCUGUUUAUAGAGCUUAAGUGUUUUGUGUCUCCUUGUUUUAUAUCAUUGAAGAUUGAAAUCUACAUAUUACCCUGAAUUUAACAUUUUUUCCCCUUGGAGAAAUUGCCUCUGAUAUCUUUCUAAUUUAAUGGUAGUGUUUUAGGACUAGUUUUUCUUCAGAGGACAUUGUCUCCUCAAUUGUGAUGGUGAUUUACUCUAACAGUUGUGAAUCAAGUGUGUGUAUGUCCUGUCCUUUGCUGAUUCCUCUGAGUCUGGUUCCUUAAUUUGCAGUGAUGUCUUAGAAGUGCAGCAAGUAUUCUCUGGGCUUUUAGACUUCAAUAACAAAGGCAGUGGGGCACCUCUGAGUUCGAAUUCUAGUGUCGUGUGUCCUAAAAGGCAGCUGGAGCAUUCUGGGGUCAGACUGAUGGUAGAGCGAAGUUUCCUGCAUAUUUAAUGGUGCUGCUUCAAGAUGCUUCUCUUUAAAACGGCUAAUUCUUGAGGAAUGAAUUUGUGAAGCCUUUUAUUGUGGAAGAUUUUCCCCAUGAGGUAGAAACGGGCAGUGGAUCAAAAUUGAGUUUUCGAUGUUGUAGUCUGAGAAUGCACUCUCCUCUGUGUCUGUCUUCUCAGAUGUCUGUGUCAGUCAUCUCCAGCACACACCUUGGACUCCUUUACAGUGACCAUUCCUCCCUUCUCAGUAGGUGCCCCGAGCAUCUACUAACCACUUCAAACUGGUUUUGACAAGUGGCUACAAACUUACUUAGUCUGAAACUUACAUUCACUAUACAGUUAGUUAUAGAAAUAGCAACUAUCUUUAAAAUGAUACUCUGUUGACUGCUCUAAAGAUUAUGCUUGUAUGCCAGGAGGCCGCAGCCUGCACCAUGGUCCCUCUAUAGGCAACCCACAGACAACUGCGGGAGGUGGCACUACCCCAGUAGUCUUGGCCUGGGAGAGGCUGGGCUGCAGGAGCACUCCCUUCCAGCAUUCAAGCCUGAGCAGCCUAGCCCCAGGCUCCAUGCUGGCUGGAGAGCACCCAGCCCUCUCUCUGCCUUAGUUCCACGUUUUUCUGAGCAAGGAGCUACAAAGUCACUUUAUUAGCAGUGUGUACUUCAGACAAUUUAUAGCAAUAGCUGCUGAAGAGAAGAUUGAGCACUACAGUUUGAAUACAAAGCAAUUCAGAGUAAUGUGUGCACAUGCCCACGCGAGUCUGUGUUUCUGAGGAGCUCUUGCCCUAGGGAUCCAUAGGCAUCUUGGGCUGCACUUUGAGUGACACACCUGUGGCUUUAGUAGAUUCACUGUUGUGUGGCGUUGUUGUUGUUUGUUUUUGUUUUUAAAUUGUCCUCAUUUCUUUUUAUUAAAGAUUUAAUCAGCCAGGUUAAGCAGCAUCAUUGUAUUUAAUGGUGGAAACUUUGGUAUCUUGAGAUUUAGUGAAUGAGCUUCAUCAUGAAGCAAGAGCCUGCAGAAGGCAUCUGUUUUAUAAACACAAGUGCUGGCCUGAGGCCAGAGCUCAGUGGAGUUUCAGGGCAGCCAGUGGUGGCUCCAGUUAGUGAUGCCUAGCUCAGUUGAGAAGGGGACACUGUGCACUCUUCUAGGUAUGAGGGUAUGCAACCUUGGAUCUUAAAAUUAUGUACACAUACACUCUUUAUAUAUAUGUAUGUAUGUAUGAAAACAUAAAAUUAGUUUGUCAAAAAUGUGUGUUUAGUACUUUAGCUUAGUGCAACUAUUUCCACAUUAUUUAUUAAAUUGAUCUGAGACACUUUGUUCUUGACACCUUGAAUGUUAAUGUUCAAGAGUGCAACGUGUGUUCCUUUAGGUUGUUAAAGCUUAAUUACUAUGGUUUGUAGUAAAUUAACUUUUCAAAUAUAUUGAGCCCUUCUAUAGUGUAAUAGGGCUCUUACAGGGUGGGAAAGAUUUUAAUUUUCCAGUAGGUAAUGGAAAAAAAAUGGCUUCAUUAUGUAUUUUGAAUUAGAGGAGUCUAUAGGUGUCUUGGACCCAGAAACAUCUACUGAGGAUGACUGUUUUAGGCAGCUUGUGACGGUGUUUAGAAUAAACCUAAAUAACUUGGGGAUCCAGAACAUGUCAUUCAAAUCCAUGUAGACUCUUAGAACGCACACUAUGCUAGUAUGUGGAAUGCAGGUUUCAUUUCAGCUUCACACCAUGGUUGGAGAGGCAGUCUUUCUUCCAGUAAUAUUGCACACCUAAUGUUGCUGUUCAGUAAAAUCAAUACAAGAAAUAAUCAUUGAAUGGCUUGGAAAGUGCAGUGGCAGGUGGCCCAGUGGUUAUGUUUGUGAACAUACUUUCCCCAUACUCACUAACAGGAAUCCAGCUAAGACUUGUGGACACUAAAACCAAGCUACUAAGUAGUACAAAGUAAGUCAUUAAAAGUUAAUGAAGACCAGGCAUGCUGCUGUACACCCUGAGUUCAAGGUCAUCCUCUGCUACAGAGUGAGUUCCAAGCCAACCUGAGCUACAUGAGACCCAUUCUCAAAGAACACAAGUAAAUAAAGAAGUUAGUGGAGGUGCGUGCUUCCAUUGCGGCAUUCAAAGUGCCAAUUUGAGGCCUGCAUGCCCUCCAUUUAACCCUGUAAAAACCAAA
This is a messenger RNA of Nannospalax galili (Upper Galilee mountains blind mole rat), 8451 nucleotides long. RefSeq names its product AF4/FMR2 family member 4 (gene Aff4). Lineage: Eukaryota; Metazoa; Chordata; Mammalia; Rodentia; Spalacidae. The record is from RefSeq and is a predicted model, not a curated record. Bases 276 to 3785 code for a protein of 1169 amino acids. The transcript has 22 exons. Gene Ontology annotation, biological process: regulation of gene expression. Gene Ontology annotation, cellular component: nucleus; super elongation complex.